Saprolegnia parasitica CBS 223.65 is the source of this 589-nucleotide messenger RNA. RefSeq lists its product as hypothetical. The transcript has a single exon. The record is from RefSeq and is a predicted model, not a curated record. Bases 10 to 564 code for a protein of 184 amino acids. Lineage: Eukaryota; Oomycota; Saprolegniomycetes; Saprolegniales; Saprolegniaceae.
AAGCCAGCGAUGUCCAAGCCGACCACGGACGAGCUGGCAGCCAUCGUUGCGUUUGUCAAGACGAAGCGCGGGACGGCGCUGACGCUGGAGGAGAAGCUCGACAUAUUGCGACUGCACGUGAGCCUGCGCGAGGAAGACGUGGCCGACGUCGCGGGCAAGAUUGCGGGGUGGCUGGGCCGCAGCACCGCCACGGUCAAGGCCGUGUGGCGCGAGUACAAGACGACCGGAACGCUCACGGUGGCGCCGCCGCCCUCCAACAAGACCAACCAUGCGUCGCGCGUGCCCAGCACCCCGGCGGUCCGCGCCUUGGUCAAGAACUUUCUGCGCGACCGCGACCGCGCCGGUAUCCGCACGGUCUGCAAGGACGUGGUCGAGCUCCUUCUCGCCAAAGGCAAAGUCAGCAUCAAGCGUGUCAGUGCGACCGAGUACGAAACGAAGGACUACAGCGCGUGCCUUCGCGCUGUCCAAGGCUACUUGACCAGAGAAGGCUUCAAGUACACGAUGCACGGCGGCAAAGCAUCCUAUGCAGCGGCCAACGAGAUCGACGCCAAUGCAUCCGAGUAAACCAAGUCAAUGUGUCGUACCUAGG